Molecule: messenger RNA, 639 nt
Organism: Cylicocyclus nassatus
Lineage: Eukaryota; Metazoa; Nematoda; Chromadorea; Rhabditida; Strongylidae
Source: the annotation of a GenBank genome assembly
AUGGACAUAACACCCGUAGUAACACCAGACGACUUUACGACAGCUGAAUCGUUGCUCAUAAGUGAGCACUACGGAGAAGGCCAGCAACAGUUGGACAGUCCGUAUAUGAAGAAGUUUCGCACGACGUGCGACAAAGACGGUAUCAUCAGAGUGGAUAGGCGCAUGUCUAACGCGCAGACCGACAAUUCUACUAACCCCAUCCUCAUACUGUCGGAUCAUCCUCUCUGUUAUAUGUUGAUCAUGUACCAUCAUUGUCAGCUAUUUCACGCUGGACCGUCCCAUUUGAUAACCACCUGGCGCCAGAGCUUCUUCACACUUAAACUGAAACGUUUGAGACAGGUCGUACGCUCGAAUGGUCAGUCUAGUAGGAAACCACCCCGAGUAGGAGAAGUAGUGCUCGUCAGACAGGACGCGCAUCGAUCAACUUGGCCACUAGCACUCAUCCUGGAACUUCACACAUCAUCCGAUGGCAACGUAAGAUCAGCCAAGAUCCGGACAGCCAAAAAGAAGAUACUAGAACAUUCAAUCAAUCAUCUGGUACCUCUGGAGAUAGUGACAGAUGACGAUGCCAUUCCUGAGAGAGUUUACGAGCAGCACCUUGCAGUAAAGGAUACCCCUUCUGCAACAUCUAAGGAGUGA